AUGGCGCUGUCGCCGAGACCUCGCGCCGCGUCGGGCAGCCACGCCGCGCCCGCUCUCGCCGCCGGCGCCCUGCCGGAGGACGCCAUCUACGAGAUCCUGCUGCGCCUGCCGGCCAAGGAUCUCUGCCGCCUCCGCGCCGUCUGCCGGCCAUGGCGGUCCCUCCUCUCCGACCCGGCUUUCGCCGCCGCCCACGCGGCACGCCACCCGGAGCCUCUGAUCGUCGCGGGCUACACGAGUCACUCCGUCAUGAACGACGAUGGCAUCCUCUUCGACAUCAUGGACCAAUCCGGCCGCGUCGUCAGGCGGAUCCGGCAAGCGAACAACAAAGAAGGGCACAAUGAACGGAUGGUACUGGUACCCACGCAGGGCGACCUCGUCUGCCUCGUGCAACAUUGGUGCCGCAGGAGCUGCCGAUUGCUCAACCCGGCAACCGGAGCCGUUCACGUCUUGCCGGAAGGAUUGGCAGAAGAACAUGCGAUGCACGAGGGUAAACUCGCUUACUGCGCAUUGGCGUUUGGGCAGGUUGCCGCGACCGGUGAGUACAAGGUCCUUCGUGUGUUCCGUGGCUAUUUGCCCCACGGUAGGGAGCUUUGUGAGGUCUUCACCCUCAAUGGUGGCAGCCAUGGUCGGUGGAGGGGAAUAAGGACGGCCCCUCCACGUAAUGUCAUCUUGAAUUUGUUGAACAUUGUGACGAUCUGCAAUGGGAUUGUGUACUUCUUGUCGAUCGAGCAUGUUCCGGGAGAUUUUAUUCUAGACGACACUAUAGCUCCAUUCAACCUCGAGUCAGAAGAGUGGAUGCCAACUAUCCGAGGGCCGCUAAGCAGCCUAGAGAGAGCGAAGAACAACGACAGAAGUGUGUUAUCACUGGCGGUUCUGAAUGGUUGCUUAGUUCUGUCUCAGCACGUAGUUCCUUCCUCUAUGGACAUGUGGUUCCUGAUGGACGUCGACAAGGGCUUAUGGGUCAAGCAACAUUGCAUACAAUUUGAAUUCAGCUAUUGGCAAAUUAUGCACCCAGUACACCCUUUGCUCGUGUUAAGUGAUGGGAGAAUAGUGCUUAUCCACAUGGCAGAUAGGGGGUUACUGAAAAUGUACAAUCCAAGAAUCGGCACCUGUACAGAUGUGGCAGAGAUUGGGCCUUGUGAUGAAAUUGGUUUGUACACAGGAAAUCUACUGAGCUUGGCAAACGGCCCCAGUCAAUGA
Setaria italica (foxtail millet) is the source of this 1200-nucleotide messenger RNA. RefSeq names its product F-box protein At3g07870-like. The transcript has a single exon. NCBI's taxonomy places the organism in Eukaryota, Viridiplantae, Streptophyta, Magnoliopsida, Poales, Poaceae. The coding region runs from base 1 to 1200 and encodes 399 amino acids. Gene Ontology annotation, molecular function: protein binding. The record is from RefSeq and is a predicted model, not a curated record.